AUGCCUCUGGAGCGUAAGACGAAGGUCUUUUUGGCAUUGGAAACGAUGGUCGUGGAAGCGAUCUUCGAGUGGCACCAUGCUGAUGGCCUGCUGUGCGCGGUGUAUGACGACCAAGGACAAUUCGAUCACGCCCUUUUCGCUGAUCCUGAGUAUACGUUCACUAAUCGCGAGGCCGCCGAACGUUGCCGCCGCGAAAAAGUGAAAACAAGAGAGCAGAAGAAAGUCAACCACGACAUCGUCAAGCUGUUCGGCCAAGGUGCGGUGCGGGUCAGGACAGGGAAGAUUUCACCGAUCGUCGCUGAGUUGGCUCUGAAUGAAUUGCACGCCGACAAUCUGGAGUUCGUGCGGCAAACGAUCGAUGCCGAUUUCGACUUGGCCGAAUCACUCGGAUUUCUGGUCAAGCAAACCCAAGAAUACUACGGCACCGAUGCCGCCGCUGCGGCAGCCGCAGCCGGCUGCUUCGUUUACCGGAUGUGUAAGAGGCCAUCGGAUGAAACGCCACCGACUGAUACGCCAGUUAUCCCAUUGAUCGAUUACGAAUUGGCGAAGCAGGCAUACGCCGAGUUCUCAGAAGACACAUUCAGCUUCGUGUUUCGCACCGGUAAGGAUGAUCCGCACUUCCGUGACUAUUUGGCGGUUAUGGCUGGCACUGAAGUCGAUUGCGAGGUUUGCGCGGCGAGCAUCCUUGCCGCCUGUCACGUCUAUCGCAUGAUCGAACUGCAAUUGGAGAAGGAACGUGAGCAAAGUCAAGGAAACGCUGAGCAAGGUUCGAAGAUGAUGAAGAGUAGCGAAAUACUACGAGCCGCUCGGAACUGCGAAUGUCCCGAGAUGUCCGACGAAGACUGCGAUCGGAUGGGUCAGGCCAUCGACGGAUGGACCGAGUCAAGUGAUCAGAUGAUCCGGGAGACCGGUUUGGACGAUCCCGCGUUCCGUAAUCUGAUUCAUACCCUCGGUCAAGACGACUCGGCCGCGGCUGCUGGUGCCAUUUAUGGUGCCUGCCUGGUCUACCGAUUCCUGGUCGUUGGGUACCACAAGGUGAAGAGCGUCACGUAUUACGACCAAGUGAAGCUGGUCGAAUUCCGCCGGGAAUUGAUCGUGCCGCCUUUCUACCCGGUGAAGGUUUCGCACGAGACGGUGUUUCCUAACCAACCGAAGCACAUUUCCAACAUGUGGAAGAAGGCCCCCGAGCCACUGGAUGGCUUGGAUGAUCCCUUCAUCGAUCGUCCGGUUGAGUUCACCGAAGCUGAACUUCGAGUGAUGGUUUAUUACUUGAAGGUGUGUGAUUUAGGCUGCGAUGAAUACACCCUAAUCGGCUCAGAUUUACACGGCCUGCAUGGUCUACCGGAUGAUCGAACUCCAGUUGAGGAAUCAAUGAACAUCGUAACAACGCAAUUCUACUUCAAUCUGAAGAACCGGGAAUUGAAGUUCCAGCGGACAUCGAACGUUGGGAUGAAUACCCGUUGCUACGUCUACGGCGAAGGUGAAGUUAUCGGGUACCACAAUGUACUCAAGAUGACGACCUACGAGCAGACGAAAUUCCUUACUUUUCACUGCGAUCUAGUCGUACCAGAGGGUUAUCCAGUCAAGAUGCCCAUCGAAUUGGUGUUCCCAAAACUACCUGCGCCAGACCCUGGGUAUGUGUGGCGUAAGGCUCCGACGCCGCCCGAAGGAUCGGACGAUCCUUUCUGCAACGAGGUUGAGUUCACACCAGAAGAGCUUCGGUCGAUCGUUUUUCACCUGAGACGGAGCGAUCUAGGCCAAGUGAUUCCGCACGAUGGAUGCGUUGAUCUCCCUCCCGGAUACACUGAAAUCGGUUUUGAUACACGCUGCUAUGUCUACGAAGACGGCAAGAUCACGGGUUAUUUUCCGACUGACCAUGUGCGAAUUGACAAGACAGGGAAGUGCCUAGUCCUGGACAAGACGAUACGAGUGCCACCUGGGUACCCUGUUCAGCGGGACGAGUCUUUUGUGUUUCGUGACCAACGUGGAUUGGGGUGGGUACCCGCUCCCGACACAUCUGAGGACUGCGAUGAUCCAUUCGUGAAGCUGGGGCUUGGUGACCUGACUGAUGGUGAGUUUGCCACGGUUGUGCGUGCAUUGGGGAUGAACCCUGACCGUCUACUCGCUGUGGUCGAUCGUAAAGGCCAGCCCUAUGGCCAUUCUGAACGGCAGCGUGACUCGCUUGACUCAACGGAGGACAUCACGCUCAAGACUCGGGUCUAUGUCUGGUACCCAGGUUUGAUCACGGGUUACUACCGCAUCAAGAAAUUGGAGGUCAUUGAGUGCUCCAAGCGAAUCCAACUUGACCUUUAUGAUUUCCGUAAGCCUAUAGGAUACCCGGUCCGUUGGAGCCAAGAACCCGACUACAUUUGGGUUCCGGAGUCUCUCAGCGACCAUGAUGACCCUUUCCUCGCACCGUCGUUCUCGGAUGCGGAACUGCGACGAAUCAUCCGGUCACUACACGCCCAACGUUGCAAUCUUCCCGUCCAUGUUGACACAGACGGUGUUCCCCAUGGCGGUGAUGAUCACGAACUGUACCUAGGCAUUCUCAGCAAACUGCAACGAAACUGCGCACUUCGAGGUAUGCCUAACUUCAUGGGGAAGUUCCAGUGGUAG
This is a messenger RNA of Cladocopium goreaui, 2616 nucleotides long. NCBI's taxonomy places the organism in Eukaryota, Dinophyceae, Suessiales, Symbiodiniaceae. The record is from the annotation of a GenBank genome assembly.